Messenger RNA from Calliphora vicina (urban bluebottle blowfly), 2507 nucleotides. RefSeq names its product GATOR complex protein Nprl3 (gene Nprl3). Gene Ontology annotation, biological process: positive regulation of autophagy; TORC1 signaling; negative regulation of TORC1 signaling. Gene Ontology annotation, cellular component: GATOR1 complex. The record is from RefSeq and is a predicted model, not a curated record. Bases 97 to 2199 code for a protein of 700 amino acids. The transcript is spliced from 3 exons. Lineage: Eukaryota; Metazoa; Arthropoda; Insecta; Diptera; Calliphoridae.
AACAGAAAACAGCUGCUCUAAAUAAAAAAAAUCUUUUGUGUUAUUGUCGAACUUUGAUGAUUAUUUUUUUAAUUUGUAUGCACAUUCCUAGCGAUAAUGGAAGUUAAUCCGAUGGCAAUAAUUCUGGUGUAUUUGGAUAGCAAAGGAGAUAGAUUGUUAUACCGUUACCCAUAUCAAUUGCAAAAUGGUGAAAAAUCACCAUUAGCUCAGCCGACUCCACCGCCACCACCCAUUGUUCCACAUGUGGAUAGUAGUAGCAGUAUAGUUAGUGCCAGUUCCAAAACAGGAAUUGAUUUGAUUCAAAAGAAACGCAGUCGUUUUGCUUUGCAAAAUUCAGACGAUUUACUACAACCGGCCGCUACCAAUAGUGGCAAUAAUAUUGCUGUUACCAAAGCAGGACAAUUAUACGGAUUUGCUGAUGAAGUCUUGGCUCCACUAUUUGCAGUGAAACCACAAUUGUGCAAUCAGAAAUUUGAACUCAAGGUUAAUGAUGUACGUUUUGUAAGUCAUCCCACCUUGGUAUCCAGAAAAGAGCAGCGGCAAAAUUUUACAACACAAAUUGGAAGCUUGAAUGUUCCACCAAAUAAUCAGCCACAAUUGUUAACACAACAAAAUGUGACACCAGCACAAAGUAAUCAAAACACCCAGAAAUCGCAGCCUCAACAAAUGUUGGUCAAUAUUGUCUUUGCUCUACAUGCUCAGGCAAGUUAUUCCAUUGUAAAAUGUUAUUAUGACUUAAGUAAACGUCUGGGAUUAGCACUAAAAGUAGAGGAACAGAGAGGAGGUUAUCUGACAGAAGAGACCGGGUUAAUGGCACGAACACAUGAUGAAGUCUCUUCGAAACAACAACCUUUGGAAAAAGCCUUUGAUUUGAUAUCCGAACGAUGUAGUUUAGCUCAAUCUUUAAAAUCGAUAUACCAUGAUUUGUGUACCACGGGUCUACUGAAUAGUACCAUUAAUCAAAAUCUCACCUUAAGCUUCUGUCUCCCAGCCAAAGCUCAUCAGCUUCACAAAAAAGGCAGCAUGGUGGACCCUGAGACAAUCGAUCGCUGUUUAAAAUCCUUAAAACCAUACCAUGGCAUGUUGCUACUCGUGGAUUUUGCUGAACUUUUAGAUUGUGUUCCACCAGCUGGAGCCAGAAUGCUGUUGCAGCUUAUUGAAGUAUACACUCCACUAAUGAGUUUACAAAGUAUGGGAUCUGAUGCUGAUCUUAGCAUUGAACAUGUUAAUAAAUUGGUCUCCCAUUUAGUUUAUUGGGCCAAAGCUACCAUCAUUUAUCCGUUGUGUGAAACAAAUGUAUAUGUUAUUGCACCGGACGCUCCCCUUCACACGAAAUCUCACUUGGUGGAAAAGUUCUCGGUGCGAUUUCCUGGCAUGUCAUUAUUUGAAGUAAUCUCCGAUUUCUCAUUGCCCACUUCGAUUGGUCAUUUGACCACUCCACUGCAGCAGUCUGCUAGACAGGGUAUUCUAGCACAAAUGGUUUUGUGGAUGCUGCAGCAUCAUUUGCUAAUGCAACUGCAUACUUAUGUGCAAUUUAUGCCCAGUGAUUUGACCGAUUUGGACAGUGAUGAAGACAAUGACGAUGAUGUAGGAUGCGAGUUGGAAUCGGCUUCUCUAAUGGAUCUAGCUGGUUCGAUUUUGGGCCAAGAUGAUAUAAUAUUACCAGGACGCAGUAGUAAUGUCAGUGAUGAUGAUUUAGGCGCUGGUUCCUUGUUGAGUAUGUCUAGUCAACCAUUACCCGUACCGCAUACUAGUCGUCGAUCUAUAACGGAAGAUAGGUUUUCCGGAGGUGGUUCUACUACAUCGGAUAAUAUUGCUGCUCAACCUUCAUCAAGUCAUAAAUCAAAUUUUAGCAUGACAGCAUCCUUAAGUACGGAUAAUUGCGAUAGUAUAGCAUCCAUAGAAGAUGAGGAAAAAAUAAAAGAACUUAUACAAGUUUUUGAAGAAUCAGAUCGACCCGCCAUACGACGUAUACCAGCCUCAGCAAAUCUUGAUGACUUAUCAUUGAUGGUCAAACUAUAUCAGGCGGGUUAUUUUAAAAGUGAACAUCAUUUAGAGGAAAUCAUGUAUUUUGAAAACUUAAGACGUUCCCAACUGUUACAACUGCUCGAUAAGUUUCGAGAAGUUUUAAUAAUUUACGAAACUGAAGAUCCAGCUAUAGCUUCAAUGUAUAAUAAUAAAAUGCCAGGAGAAUGGUAAAACAAUUGAAAUAUGUAUAUAAACAAGAUAAAAAAGAAAAGAAACUGAAACUGAAUUGUAUGCCAAACGUACAAAAAAAGUAAUUGAAAAUAUGAAAUUGCUUUGUAAAAAAACACCCCGUCAAGAUUUUGUAAAUAAAACGGCAAAUAUUUUCUUUUUAAUAUAAAUUUAAAAUAAUUGUGGUAUUUUUAGUAUAUAUGUAUUUUAUUGUUGUAAUUAUUAUAAUGCUUUGCUUACUUAAUAAUUAAAUCAAUUGUUGUUGUUGGUUUUUUAUAUAAAAAAAUUAAAGAAACACAUUUAUUUUAUAA